Molecule: messenger RNA, 897 nt
Organism: Closterium sp. Naga37s-1
Lineage: Eukaryota; Viridiplantae; Streptophyta; Zygnematophyceae; Desmidiales; Closteriaceae
Source: the annotation of a GenBank genome assembly
AUGGUCACAGUCGCCCAUAUCCAAUCCGCCGUAAACGGAAUCGUUCUUCCCGGAUCCGAUCUCCUUCACCCCGGGGAACACGGUCUCAAGGGGCUCGGCCUCCAUUUAUCGGACCGGAACCAAGAUCAUCUCGGUCACAACCAUCAUCCCGAUAAUGAGGAAGCCUGUGACGAGGAUACAGCCGGCGAUACGGCUAGUUGGCUCCUCAACCCGUCCCUCAACCCCGCUGCCGCCGCCGCCGCCGCCGCUGCCGCUGCCGCUAGUCGGCUCGGCAGCAGUAGCGACCCGCUGUCGUCCCUCCCGUUCUCGAACAUCGGCAUGUACCCCCCAUCUCUCGGACUUAACCCGACGUCCCUCUUCCCCCACCCGAACGCCCUCUCGCUCAUGAUGAAACCUCCUACUUCCGCUUCCGCGAACCCCACCGCCGCCGCCGCAGCCGCUGCCACGAUGAGCGCGCUCCCGCAGUCUCGGCUCAUGAAAUCAGGAGGCGCGGAGGGAGCAGCAGCAGCAGCAGCAGCAGCAGGAGCAGCAGGAGGAGCAGAUCUGUUGUUCGACGUUGAUCCUUUUUUGAAUCUGGAGACGUUUGCUGCUGCUAGCGCUCACAAUCACAGCCAUGGGCACCAUGCUCUUGCUCGUGGUCAUCUUGCCGCGGCUGGGGAUCUACCAACUAGUGCGCAACUGCUGCAGAGCCUGGCUGCCGGAGCUGGCUUAAGUUCGGCAGGGCUAGGCACUGGUGAUGAUGUGGGCAGUGCUGACGUGGACGGUGCUGACGUGGACGGUGCUGACGUGGAUGGUGCUGAUGUGGACGGAGGAGUAGGGCCAGGGAGGGAAGCAGGAGCGGGGGAGGGCGAAGAGGAGGGAGCAGCGGGAGAGGAGUGUUGGAAACAAUUGAUUUAA